Oncorhynchus mykiss (rainbow trout) is the source of this 3690-nucleotide messenger RNA. Its product is annotated as growth/differentiation factor 6-A. Gene Ontology annotation, cellular component: extracellular region. Gene Ontology annotation, biological process: BMP signaling pathway. Gene Ontology annotation, molecular function: cytokine activity; growth factor activity. NCBI's taxonomy places the organism in Eukaryota, Metazoa, Chordata, Actinopteri, Salmoniformes, Salmonidae. The record is from RefSeq and is a predicted model, not a curated record.
CAGUCUCGGCUCUUGUGCGAUGUCGAGGGCGCGAACGCACUUUUCUGGUGAGAAGGGAACGCAGAAGUCUAGUUCUGACGCGAAGUCUAUCUUCAGCUCUUGCUAUCUAAAAUCGCUUCAUUGUGGAGAGGGCUUUGAAACAUAUUUGGGACACUACCACCAUGGACGCAUUUCAAGUACUAUCGUUAUAUAUGUUACUGAUCUUCAUUUGGAAUAUACCAUGUUUUCAGUCAGCUGCCAUCAUAUCUCCCUCUGUGCCAAGGAGAAACAAGGGAGCCAAGAUCCUUCAUGAUGGACAAAGGUCAACCAAAUUUCCCAAAGAGAUCUUCGCAUCUUCUCCUAUCUUAAGCCAUCACGGAGAAGACUUUAAUAAGGACGCAAUUGUGCCCCACGAUUACAUGCUCUCCAUAUACAGGACGUAUUCGGCUGCAGAGAGACUCGGACUAAACGCAAGUUUUUUCCGCUCCUCAAAGUCUGCAAACACCAUAACAAGUUUUGUGGACAGAGGAACAGACGAUCUCUUGCACUCUCCUUUGCGAAGACAAAAGUAUCUGUUUGAUGUCUCAACCCUUUCAGACAAAGAGGAGUUGGUUGGAGCUGAAUUAAGGAUAUUUAGAAAAGUACCCGGGGAUUUGCAAACGUCCCCGACAGGUCUCUAUGACAUUCAAUUACUCUCCUGUCGAUCAGAACGGCUACUGGAUGCAAGAUCCCUUGAUCCUCUGGAUUCCCGAAAACCAGGAUGGGAGGUUUUGAACGUGUGGGAAAUGUUUAAAAACCGGCAUCACUCUGCCCAGGGGAGCCAGCUUUGUCUCCAGCUCAAGGGCACUCUUGGUAAAUCAGAAAUGGAAAUCGAUUUAAAACAGAUGGGAUUUGACAGAACCGGUCGAACUCAGCAAGAGAAGGCCAUCUUGGUGGUUUACACCAGGUCCAAGAAAAGGGAGAACCUGUUCAACGAAAUGAAAGAGAAGAUCAGGUCUCGUGGAUCGGGGAGCAGGUCGGAGGAGGAGAGGGGCCUGCGGUUCAAAGCCAGGCGCCGACGGAGGACUGCAUUGAACAAUCGGCAUGGGAAAAGACAUGGCAAAAAGUCCAAAUCUAGAUGCAGCAAAAAGGCUCUGCAUGUUAAUUUCAAAGAGCUAGGGUGGGAUGACUGGAUCAUUGCGCCAUUGGAUUACGAGGCGUACCACUGUGAGGGCGUGUGCGACUUCCCUUUGAGAUCGCAUUUAGAGCCAACAAACCAUGCCAUCAUUCAAACUCUCAUGAAUUCAAUGGAUCCCAAUAGCACACCUCCUAGCUGUUGUGUUCCCACCAAACUCAGUCCCAUCAGCAUUCUUUACAUAGACUCGGGCAAUAACGUUGUGUACAAACAGUAUGAGGACAUGGUGGUAGAGCAGUGUGGCUGCAGGUAGCGUCCUUUUCUUCUGCGUAUUUAAACCCCGCAAAAUCAAAGAUAAGUCACUCGGUCCAGGUCAGGAUAUGAAAGUUGUGGCAUAUCUUAAGCAUAUAGACCCAUGCGUUCUUGCCAUAUCAUGGUGCGCCUAAACUUCACUCAAAAGGGAUCCGCGAGAGACAUCAUUUGUAGCGUAGGCCUAUGCAAGCAUAUUUAUUUUUGAUCAAAUUUAAACUCCGUACAAUCUCACAUAGCCUUAGAUGUCCAAUUGUUGUGUUAAACUAAUACCUACUCCUAGCCUACAUUUGCGUCCAUCUGAUAUGUUUUUCAAGAGCAUAGUCUAUUGUUUUGCGAGGCCCGGACAUGGAUAGGCAGGUCGUCAUAAACCAUUAGUCCGCAGUAGAGGAGUGGGUAUCAACAUACUAGUGAUAUGCUAUUAUUUGUAAUUUUUCUGAGCAGACUUGGAAUUCUUGAUGUUCCAUCAGUGGAUUCUGUCCGAAAUGGGCACAGUGGAAUGCACCUGUUCAAACUAGGCCGCAGUCACGGGAUAGCCCUUGUGCAUUGUUGCAGCUCCCUGCAACGGUCUUGUAAAGAGGACUCAUUUGUAGCGGGUGUUUCCAGGCUCACUGCCAGUGUCCAGCUGAAACUAUCGAGCUCUUCUGAUGCGUUAUCAAUCGGCCCUAGCACCCCCCCUCUCUCCAAUCUCUCUCUUUCAAAUCUAUUUCUUUCUCUCUCUCUCUCUCUCUCUCUCUCUCUCUCUCUCUCUCUCUCUCUCUCUCUCUCUCUCUCUCUCUCUCUUUCUCUCUCUCUCUCUAAAAGGUGAAUGUAAUCUACCAAACACACAAUGGGCGCUGAGGAAAAGAGAUAGCGCAGACAUGCCUACAAGAGAUUUCCCUGUGCGUCCUGUUUCAUCAGAAUGGAGUGCGCGCUCGAGUCAUCACAGCCCUCGGGCAUCGAAUGCAAGACUAAACAGACGAUUCUUAACAUGGACAUGGACAUAGGCAUUCGUAUUGUGCCUGCCAUUGACAGCUGACUGUAUUUCGAUGACUUGCUGAAGGCACACUGAAAGGCAGUUGGACCCGGUUGCGCACAGGAGCACGUGGGGACACCAAAGGCCACGUUAAAUAAUCAAGACAAACAUUUGCAUCUUCAACGUCUGCAUCUUUACUAAAGGCACUUCCACAACUGACUGCGCCAAUGUCAUGUAGUCAGGAAGAACACCUUUUUUUUCCUGAUAAUCGACUGACCAGAAAAGACUCGCAAACGAGAUAUUUAAAUGCACAUUAGCUUUGAAUGCACUGCUGUUCAUUAUUUGAGCUGUAAAUAUUUGUAUAGUUAAAACUUUACAAGUGCAACUUAUGAAGAAAUGACAAAAGGCAUUUCUUUGUAAAUGUACAUACUUUAAAUGCACUCAAAUCGUUAUAAUAUCUAUUCUAUAAUAAUUUUAUUAAUUGUGAUGUACAGAGUUUCAUGAUAAUCAUAUAUUUCUUACAUUGACGAGAGUAAUUUAAGCUGUAUAAAAAAAUGUUGAGGGUGAAAAUACCAUUAUUGAUGUCUACCUCAUAAUUACCUAGGUUCUGAGUUCUGAGGUGCAUCCAACACUCUUGUGCUUCGGAUGACUUAACUCCCCCCUAUAAUUAAUUUCCCAGAAAUCUGUGAGUUGGUCCUCUGUGACAGAGAGAAAACAUCGUUUUUAGGUGAUUUAUAACUCUGCUUGUUUCUAAUGAAGUUACAGAUAUGAAUCACACUAAUUACAGUACCUAACGUUAUUGUACAUAUCAUGCUAAAUCAAGUGGUCUACAUGGAUUUGAUUUGAAUAAUGGUAAAAAUUCACACUUCAAUCAGGCCUUUGUGCAUUUUUUCAUGUUGACCAAAAUAAGAAGUGAGAAGAAUGUCUCCUUUGAUCAUUGGAUUAUAUUAACUAUGGAAAAAUAAUCACUUGUUUUACCCUUUCUUUCAACGCCUGUAUAUAAGCAGAUAUGCUGUUUGUUUGUAUAGUGUUCUGUUGCUCAACCCUAUCUAUGCAUAUUUCAUUAAUAUCAGUCUUAUCGGAUCACAAUGAAUCCACGAUGUACUUCCAAAUUUUAACCAUUAAAUGUGCUUGAAUUACAAAACUAGCUUUUAGCAAGGCAUGGUGUUUUAUUUCUAGCAGAGGAUACAGAUCAUUCUACCCAUGUAGGAUUAUAGUUAGUGCUGCUGGUGACAGCACCGAAGUGUUUGACAUUGAGAGUUAUAGUUGUUGUAGAACUCAUGCAGUAGAACUCAGUGGUGGUGGCAAUGGAGUUCAGCUUCCUUUAAAAAUG